Messenger RNA from Lottia gigantea (owl limpet), 699 nucleotides. RefSeq lists its product as hypothetical. The coding region runs from base 1 to 699 and encodes 232 amino acids. The transcript has 2 exons. NCBI's taxonomy places the organism in Eukaryota, Metazoa, Mollusca, Gastropoda, Lottiidae. The record is from RefSeq and is a predicted model, not a curated record.
AUGUGGAAGAUACGGACCAUCCUUUCGCCUCAAAAAGUACUCCUGAUCAUCCCAUGUUUAAUAUUAUUUCUGGUCUACUUCAAACUGGUCGAAGUUCCGCAGCCAUCCAAAUCAACAGAAUCACUUGUAAAUCAGAAACUACGACAACUUAAAGAACAUGAUUUGCUUCCCAAGUUAAGUAAACCCAAAACUAUUGAAAUUCUGCAAAAAAGUCCUGCAGUUCCCCCAGCUGUGCUUCCAUCUUGUCCUAAUGUUCUGACCAACAUGGUACAGGGAUAUUGGAAACAGAAUUCAAUGACACCAGACCAGCGUAAAGAGAUCGAUCAUUUUUUGAAUGUAUUAGCACGAUAUGAGGCUGUACCACCGAACUUCCAGAGAACAGAUCUAAAAUGUGGUAACGUUACAUAUCCACUACCCUAUAAUAAGUGGAUCCGAGCGGUCUGUGAUAAACAUGGAGCUACCCCGUGCUGUUAUAAUAAUAAAUGUGUUUCUAUGACAUCAGAUGAGUGUAUCUGUGACAAUUGUUUGGAUCUACGGACGAGAAUUAUUGCUGAAUAUGCAGAUUGGAUUCCCUUUGACAGAAGAUGUACAGUGAAAGUGUACAAUCAAAACGAUGCCUGUGAGUUGUUAUCAGACCAUGUGAUGGUUUUUAUGGGAGAUUCUAUGGUGGUGUCUAUAUCGCUCUGUUGUUAUUGUUAA